Williopsis jadinii is the source of this 1670-nucleotide messenger RNA. RefSeq names its product E3 ubiquitin-protein ligase HEL1 (gene HEL1). The transcript has a single exon. Gene Ontology annotation, molecular function: ubiquitin protein ligase activity; ubiquitin conjugating enzyme binding; zinc ion binding. Gene Ontology annotation, cellular component: cytoplasm; ubiquitin ligase complex. Bases 96 to 1601 code for a protein of 501 amino acids. Lineage: Eukaryota; Fungi; Ascomycota; Saccharomycetes; Phaffomycetales; Wickerhamomycetaceae. Gene Ontology annotation, biological process: protein polyubiquitination; ubiquitin-dependent protein catabolic process; positive regulation of proteasomal ubiquitin-dependent protein catabolic process. The record is from RefSeq and is a predicted model, not a curated record.
CGGGCUCUUUUCCCGUCUUUCCAAGCUAAAGAGAAUGGCAACAGAACAAACCUUUUGAGCCGAUACAGUUGGUACCUUCUUGAGCAGUGGCAACCAUGAGCGAUGAAGAAUUCGAAUAUACCGACGAUUCCGACUCACUUUACUCAGACUCAGUUGAUGACGAUAACUUCAAGAUUGAAGACUCCUUGGUGAAGCACGACAUUGUGCAGUACAAGCAGCAUACAACGCGCGAGAUGAUGGAGACGUUACACAAGAAAUGCACAAAGUUGAGCGAAGUGCUAGGGAAACCUCACGACUACGUGGUGACAUUGCUACAGAGCUAUAAAUGGAACUCCGAAAAGCUUAUAGAGGAUUAUAUGGAUGAUCCUCAAGACGUUGAGCUUCGAUUGGGACUGUCUACAGUGAAGCUUAAUGGCGAACAUCAUGAGAACACUGGUCUUCAAACGUACACAGAAGAGGCUCCAUUUUCAUGCUUCAUAUGUUGUGAGGACAAGCUUGAGUCCUACAAGUUGAAAUGUGGACAUGAGUUUUGUCUUGAUUGCUAUAGAACGUACUUGAAUGAGAAGGUGAAACAGGCCAACGUGAUAAAGUGUCCCAGCUGUGACGUUGCACUUACACCAGGUGAUAUAGAUACCAUCAGUGGGACAAAUGGGAGCUCUGUACUCCUAGAGAACUCAAUCAAGGAGUACGUCGAACGUCAUAAGACUUACAAAUGGUGUCCUUCACCUGACUGUAAUGCGAUAGUUGAAGUAUUGAACUCAUCGGACAUUGCCCACUUAGUGGAUACCAACCAAAUACCCAUUGUGAUCUGCAGCAAUGGACACAGGUUCUGUUUCAACUGUGGAUUCGAAUCCCAUGUUCCAGCACCGUGUAAUGUGACCAAACAAUGGAUAAACAAGUGUAAAGAUGACAGUGAGACUGUUAAAUGGAUCACAACGCAUACAAAGACAUGUCCCAAAUGUGACACAUCUAUCGAAAAGAAUGGUGGUUGUAACCAUAUGACUUGUAGGAAAUGUGCAUAUGAGUUUUGUUGGAUUUGUCUAGGAACAUGGGAUAACCAUAACAACCAGUACUACCAAUGCAAUAGGUAUCAGUACGAGCAAGCAGAGAAGAACAACAAAUCAGCAAAGGAUAAAAAGCUUCAAGAUGAAGCUACAAAGAAGUCUUUACAGAGGUAUUUGCAUUAUUAUAACCUGUUCAACAUUCACGAAAUCUCCACAAAGCAGGAUAAAUCACGGUGUGACGUUGUUGAGAACACUGUGAGAGAAGUACAAGAGGGCGUUGGUAUCUCAUGGAUAGAGGCACAAUUCUUGGUUGAUAGUGCCUCAACUCUGCUCAAUGCCAGAAGGGUUUUGAAAUGGUCGUACGCAGUCGCAUUCUACUGUGAUCGAGGUUAUUCGCUGGACCUUUUUGAGACCGUUCAGGCCGGACUUGCAGAUGCCGUUGAAGCCCUCAGUUUACUGUUUGAAAUAUCCGAUGUUGAAGUGAUUGCAAAGAAGAAGCUCAACUUUCUGAAUGCUUCAAAAUUACUGGAGGAUAGGCAAAGGGCCAUGGUACUUGCUACGGAAGAAACUAUCAAUAAUGGCACCCUACGCCUCUAACAAUGUAAUCAUCUCGAUGAUUUAUCAUCAGCAGUCAUGUAAUGUAGUUUUCACAUAAUAAAAUCAUCU